Messenger RNA from Aureobasidium melanogenum CBS 110374, 1746 nucleotides. Its product is annotated as WD40 repeat-like protein. Gene Ontology annotation, molecular function: protein binding. The record is from RefSeq and is a predicted model, not a curated record. NCBI's taxonomy places the organism in Eukaryota, Fungi, Ascomycota, Dothideomycetes, Dothideales, Saccotheciaceae. Gene Ontology annotation, cellular component: Cul4-RING E3 ubiquitin ligase complex. The annotation marks the transcript as partial. Gene Ontology annotation, biological process: proteasome-mediated ubiquitin-dependent protein catabolic process. The transcript has 2 exons.
CUCGCAGUCACACAACAGCAGAUUCUACAACUUCUUGGGAACGCAGGACUCAGAGGACUCUUCGCAAAUGUAGUUGGCCAGCAACGAGGUGGACUUGUCGCCGACGAUGACGAUGAUUACGAGGACGACUCAUACCUUGGCUGGCACGCUAUGGGCAGAAGGGCUAGGAGGCCUAAGAGAGAAGGCUCUGGAUACCCCAAGGUUCCAAGUGAGGCUGGAAAGAAGCUGAUGGAGUCUGGUACUUUCGGCACCACCGAGCGCCUACGUGGAACAUAUGGUCGUAAGAGGAAGCUCGCAUACCGAAACAUGAUGCGUGAGCUUGGUGUGGGUGGCUACGGUGCUCAGAGGAGUGCCAACAAGCUCAUAUCUCAGACCAUGAUACCCUCAACACAGGCCGACAGCAUUAUCAACUAUAACCAUCGAUGUUACUCUGGUCAGUUUUCCGAUGAUGGCAACUUCUUCUUCUCCUGUGCGCAGGACUUCAAGGUUCGCAUGUACGAUACCUCGAACCCAUACAGGUGGAAAUACUAUAAGACGGCACACUAUUAUGGCGGUCAAUGGACUAUUACCGAUGCAACCUUGAGUCCGGAUAAUAGAUUCCUGGCGUACAGCUCCAUCAGAAGCGCUGUCUGUCUUUCCCCUACAGAUCCCGACAACACCAUGGAUCCCACUAUACUCGACUUUGCUGAUAUGGGACAAGCCACGAGUCGAAGGACUGGACGUGGUUGGGGUCAUUUUGGUAUCUGGUCACUUCGAUACUCUGGUGAUGGACGCGAGAUCGUCGCCGGCACCUCAGAUUCGAGUGUGUAUGUAUACGACAUCGAGACGCGACAAUCAAUACUCCGGAUCCACGGUCAUAGGGACGAUGUCAAUGCUGUGUGCUACGGAGACAAAACCUCACCACAUAUCUUGUACUCAGGAUCAGACGAUACGACGUUGAAGGUCUGGGAUCGGCGAUCAAUGGGUGACGGACGUGAAGCUGGUGCAUUCGUUGGUCACACCGAAGGAAUCACUUACAUCGACAGCAAGGGUGACGGCAGAUAUGUGCUCAGCAACGCUAAGGACCAGACGAUGAAGUUGUGGGACCUGCGUAUGAUGAUGUCUACCGAGCGUUUCGACAAGAUUGAUCCAGAAGAGCACACGACAGGUUUCGACUACCGGUUUGCACCUUACGAUGAAGAGGAGUACGAAGCUCAUCCUCACGACUGCAGUCUGGUCACCUUCCGAGGCCACAAAGUGCUCAAGACGCUCAUCAGAUGUCAUUUCUCGCCACCAGGCAGCACAGGUGGUCGCUAUGUGUACAGUGGAAGCCACGACGGCUCGGUUUACAUCUGGAACAUGGAUGCCACGAUAGCAGGCAAGAUUGACGUACUAGAGGCAACCAGAAACUCACGGCCCGAGCGAGACGAAAGAUAUGUUGACCGCUGGGAGCACGGCGGUGGCCGCAGCCAAUGGAGUACCAUUGUUCGAGACGCAAGUUGGCAUCCUAAUGCUCCAGUGUUGGCUGCAACCUCAUGGAACGGAUGGGACCACGGUCUUGGAACAUGUACGGUACAUACUUGGAACGACGGCAACGACUCGGAUGAAGGCGAACCCAAGAUGGGAGCACGAUUGAACCCACAGCUCGAGCAAGACAGCCGAUACUACGAGGGCACUACUGCAAGCACUGGCCGUACCACAUCAUCACGACGCACGAGGUUUAUGACGCGAGCACAGAUGGCUCGGAAUGACGAAGAGGAAGAGUAG